Molecule: messenger RNA, 3042 nt
Organism: Amphiprion ocellaris (clown anemonefish)
Lineage: Eukaryota; Metazoa; Chordata; Actinopteri; Pomacentridae
Gene: mcm6
Product: minichromosome maintenance complex component 6
Exons: 18
Coding region: 114-2618 (834 amino acids)
Biological process (GO): double-strand break repair via break-induced replication; mitotic DNA replication; DNA replication initiation
Cellular component (GO): MCM complex; nucleus
Molecular function (GO): ATP binding; single-stranded DNA binding; single-stranded 3'-5' DNA helicase activity
Source: RefSeq, a predicted model, not a curated record
AACUGCUCUCUGUUGUGAGGAGCUGAACGUGUUCUGUGCAGCAGCGGUCCGGCUCGGAGUUUCUGCGCAUAUUUCUGCACAUUUUUUCGGAUCUUUUCGGACACUUUGGCAUCAUGGACGUCGCUACAGCCACCGCGGAAAAUGUCGGAGCGACGGUGAAGGACGAGCUGGCGGAGAAAUGCCAGAAGUUGUUCCAGGCUUUCUUAGAGGAGUUUCAGUCCGGGGAUGGGGAGGUGAAGUACGUCCGGGAGGCCGAGGAGCUGAUCAGGCCUGAGAGGAACACCCUGCUGGUGAGCUUCACAGACCUGGAGGGCUUCAACCAGGAGCUGGCCACCACCAUCCAGGAGGAGUACUACAGAGUGUAUCCCUUCCUCUGUCGGGCUGUACGCAACUUUGCUCGGGAUCAUGGGAAUGUUCCUCUGAACAAAGAGUUCUACGUUGCCAUCGAGGAUCUCCCAACCAGACACAAGAUCAGAGAGCUGUCCUCGAUGCGUAUCGGCACCCUGGUGAAGAUCAGCGGUCAGGUGGUGAGAACACACCCAGUCCAUCCUGAACUGGUGAGUGGUACCUUCCUGUGCAUGGACUGCCAGGCGGUGAUCAAAGACGUCCCUCAGCAGUUCAAAUAUUCCCCACCGACCAUCUGCAGAAACCCCGUCUGCAACAACCGCUCCCGCUUCCACCUCGACACACACAAAUCCAAGUUCAUCGACUUCCAGAAGGUGCGUAUCCAGGAGACGCAGGCGGAGCUUCCUCGUGGUUCGAUCCCUCGUUCCCUGGAGAUCGUGCUGAGGGCCGAGGCUGUGGAGACGGCUCAGGCUGGAGACCGCUGCGACUUCACCGGGACUCUCAUCGUCGUGCCGGACGUCUCCCAGCUCAGCACUCCUGGUGUGCGAGCCGAGACCAGCAGCCGUGUGGCUGGAGGUCCUCAGGGCUUCGAGUCGGAGGGUUUGAGAGGCCUGAAAGCUCUGGGAGUCAGAGAGCUCUCAUACAGACUGGCCUUCCUGGCCUGCAACGUGGCCCCGACCAACCCACGAUUUGGUGGUAAGGAGCUGCGUGAGGAGGAGCAAACUGCAGAGAGCAUCAAGAGCCAGAUGACGGAGAAGGAGUGGGAGAAAGUGUUUGAGAUGAGCCAAGACAAGAACCUGUACCACAACCUGUGCACCAGCCUCUUCCCCACCAUCCACGGAAACGAUGAGGUGAAGCGCGGCAUCCUGCUGAUGCUGUUCGGAGGCGUUCCCAAGACGACCAUGGAGGGAACCUCGCUGAGAGGAGACAUCAACGUCUGCAUCGUUGGAGACCCGAGUACCGCAAAGAGCCAGUUCCUCAAACACGUGGAGGAGUUCAGUCCCAGAGCUGUGUACACCAGCGGUAAAGCCAGCAGUGCUGCAGGUCUGACAGCAGCUGUGGUUCGAGACGAAGAGUCCCACGAGUUCGUCAUCGAGGCUGGAGCUCUGAUGCUCGCAGACAACGGUGUUUGCUGCAUUGAUGAGUUUGACAAAAUGGACCUCAAGGACCAGGUGGCCAUUCAUGAAGCCAUGGAGCAGCAGACCAUCAGCAUCACCAAGGCUGGAGUCAAGGCCACUCUGAACGCUCGCACUUCCAUCCUGGCUGCUGCCAACCCAGUGAGCGGACGCUACGACCGCAGCAAGAGCCUGAAGCAGAACGUGAACCUGACCGCCCCCAUCAUGAGCCGCUUCGACCUCUUCUUCAUCCUGGUGGACGACUGCAAUGAGGUUACAGACUACGCCAUCGCCAGGCGCAUCGUGGACCUGCACUCCCGUGUGGAGGAGUCGGUGGACAGACUGUAUUCUCUGGAUGAGAUCCGCAGAUACCUGCUCUUCGCCAGGCAGUUCAAACCUAAGAUCUCCAGCGAGUCAGAAGAGUUCAUCGUCGAGCAGUACAAGCGUCUCCGCCAGCGAGACGGCUCUGGAGGUGUGUCCAAGUCUGCCUGGAGGAUAACGGUGCGACAGCUGGAGAGCAUGAUCCGCCUGUCGGAAGGCAUGGCGCGCAUGCACUGCUGUGAUGAGGUGCAGCCCAAACAUGUGAAGGAAGCUUUCCGUCUUCUGAACAAAUCCAUCAUCAGAGUGGAGACGCCUGACAUCAACCUGGAGCAGGAGGACGAGCUGGAGGAAGAGGAGCAGCAGGAGGAAGGCGACAACAUCCCUAAUGGAGUGAAUGGUGUCAAUGGAGUAAACGGUCAUGUGAACGGUGUCAAUGGGCAUGUCAAUGGAAUUAAUGGCCAUGGCAACGGUGUAAAUGGUCACGAUGAACCCGGCAGUCAGCCCAAACCAUCUCUACGCCUGUCCUUCACGGAGUACAGACGCAUCUCCAACCUGCUGGUCCUGCAUCUACGCAAAGCAGAAGACUCUGAGGAGGAGGAGGAGCUGAAGAAGAGUGCAGUGGUGAACUGGUAUCUGAAGGAGAUCGAGUCAGAGAUCGACUCUGAGGAGGAUCUGAUCAACAGGAAGGGUCUGAUAGAGAAGGUCAUCCACAGGCUGGUGCACUAUGAUCACAUCCUCAUCGAGCUGUCCCAGGCAGGCCUGAAGGGCUCGGAGUCAGCGAGCACAGAAGAAGAAGUUGUUCUGGUGGUCAACCCCAACUACAUCCUAGAGGACUAAAUCGCUCCACCAUCCAGCUUUACCACAAUAAAGCUGAUGUUCACAGGAGUUGUUAAUGCUCAUAUGUACCACAUACAUUAUAGACGCAUUGGAGAUGCUGUUAGAUUUUGUAAAAAGAAACGAUUAAAUUCUGUGGCUCUCAAAGAAAUAUGUUUGCUCAGUCAAGCUGACUUUUUGUAAAUAUGUUGCUCUUUUCUCAAGUUGUUUACUGGCUUCUGUCUGAGGCAGAGUCAGUGGAGUUUCUCUUAAAAUGUGUACUUAGUGUUUGUUUCCAGAACUGUAAAUUAGAGACAUACACCAAGACGUACUUCUGUGGGUUCAAGUUAUAUUGUAUGUUUUUUUUUUUGUAUAUGUAUGACCUGAAUUGAAUGGAAAUGUUGGCUCAAUUAAAAAAAAUAAAAGAAAAAGUUUAUAUAAACACAAA